Messenger RNA from Eimeria acervulina, 1269 nucleotides. RefSeq lists its product as hypothetical. The transcript has a single exon. Bases 1 to 1269 code for a protein of 422 amino acids. The record is from RefSeq and is a predicted model, not a curated record. NCBI's taxonomy places the organism in Eukaryota, Apicomplexa, Conoidasida, Eucoccidiorida, Eimeriidae.
AUGACUUCCAAAUCUGUUCCUUCCAUUGCAGCAGCAGCAACGCCAGCAGCAGCAGCAGCAGCAGCCGCAGCAGCCGCAGCAGCCGCAGCAGCAGCCCCUACAUCAGCAGCAGCAGCAGCAAUCCCUGCAGAAGCAACAGCAGCAGCGAUCCCUGCAGCAGCAGCAAUCCCUACAGCAGCGACAGCAGCAGCAAUCCCUACAGCAGCAGCAGCAUCAACCCCUGCUGCAGCGGCAAUCCCUGCAGCAACAGCGACUGGUGCAGCAGCAGCAGCAGCUGGUACGCUUGAGUUAACAGCUGUUGGAGGCCAUUUGACGAUUACUGUCUUCUUGCCGCCUGCUGCUGCUGCUGCUGCUGCAGCACCUGCAGCAGCAGACGUCGGGCAGCUGACGGAGGCCUUUGAAAGCUUAGAGCUGAAGAGCAGCAGCGAACUCAACACCAGCAAUUUGAAUGCUGCAGCAAGAGGAGAGAAACACGACACAACAACACGCUGCGCACGCUCUCCUGCUGCUGCUUCAGCUGCUGCUCCUGCUGCUGCUGCUGCUGCUGCAGGACAGGACACUCCGGCUGCUGCUGCUGCUGCUGCACAGAAGCAAGAGCUGGCGUACCGUCUACAGCAGCAGCAACACACCGACGGCGAUCAUCUAUUGAGGCUGUCUCUCUGGCGCGUGCAGCAGCAGCAGCAGCUCCAACAGCAACUGCAGCAGCAGCAGCAGCAGCAGCAGCAGCGGCUGUGUGCUCAAGAGGAAGGAGGAGCAGAAAGUAAAGGCGAAGCAGCAAUAAGCCAACCAUCAACAUUUAAUUUUUUGUUUAAUUUGUAUUUUAGAUUUCCUUGCAGUCUUCCUCCUCUUCAUCUUCUCUCUGCUACCUGCGGCCCAGCACACCGUCCAUCAGCGCGCCCAGCAGCAGCAGCAGCAGCAACAGCAGCAGCAGCAGCAACAGCAGCAGCAGCAGUAACAGCAGCAGCAGCAGGAGCAACACCAGCAGCAAUUGGAGCAGCAGGACCAGCAACAGGAACAGCAGCAGGAGCAUCAUCAUCGACAACGACAGCAGCAGCAGCAGCAGCAACAGUAGCAGCAGCAGCAACAGAAGCAGGAGCAGGAGCAGCAGCAGCAGCAGCGCGAGGAGAAGAAGAGUUAUUAAAGAGUUAUUAUUUUUUCAGAUUAACAAUGAAGUGCUCGUUAAGGCCGGCGCAGUUGGCGUCAGCUUUGGCUAGCAAAGAAGAAAAAAUAAUCCGUCAGAUAAAAAAUUUUAAAUUGAGCUGCAAGUAA